Molecule: messenger RNA, 4625 nt
Organism: Nothobranchius furzeri (turquoise killifish)
Lineage: Eukaryota; Metazoa; Chordata; Actinopteri; Cyprinodontiformes; Nothobranchiidae
Gene: bin1a
Product: myc box-dependent-interacting protein 1
Cellular component (GO): plasma membrane; synaptic vesicle; cytoplasm
Molecular function (GO): phospholipid binding; tau protein binding
Source: RefSeq, a predicted model, not a curated record
CUCUCAGCAGCAUCCUCCUCCUCUGUCAGGCACGCGCACACGCGUACAGCAGCCCAGCAUUAUACAGAAUCGCUUACAACCUCCACGCACCCUCAUACACUUACACGACAACAACCCACAGCUGCACUGAUCCUCAUCCUUUCCUCCACCGGACAUUGAUGCAUUUGCCUCAGCGCUCUCCGUAGCGAUCACCUUCCUUCCCUCCUGCAUCCAAAGACAGAUCCACGCGACAAGAUGGCUGAGCUGAAUUUGGGGAAGGGGCUGACGGCUGGGAAAGUGGCCAGCAACGUUCAGAAGAAGCUAACCAGGGCUCAGGAAAAGGUUCUACAGAAGCUCGGAAAAGCAGACGAGACCAAAGAUGCCGCCUUUGAGGAGUGGGUUAUCAACUUCAACAAACAAUAUGCUGAAGGCUCCAAACUCCAGAGAGACCUGAGGGCAUAUCUGGAGGCAGUUAAAGCCAUGCACGAGUCCUCUAAGAAUCUGCAGGCAUGUCUGGGAGACAUGUACGAUCAAGACUGGCAUGGCAAAAACGAAGUGGACUCUGUUUUGGAGGACUGUGACGUGCUUUGGACUGAUUAUCACCAGAAGUUGGUGGAUCAUGCUCUGAUCUCCAUGGAUACCUACCUGGGACAGUUCCCUGAUAUCAAGGCUCGUAUUGCUAAGAGGGACAGGAAGCUGGUGGAUUAUGACAGUGCCAGGCAUAACUAUGCUGCUACACACAAGACCAAGAAAAAAGACGGGGGCAUUAAAAUUACCAAGCCUUCCACUUUGUUGGAACGAGCCACUCCAGGGUGGGCUCAGGGGAUCUUGUCUGCACACAAUCUAGCCCAGACCAGUCUAUCCAAGAGCCAGGCUGAGGAGGAAUUAGAAAGAGCCCAGAAGGUGUUUGAAGAGAUUAAUCUUGACUUGCAAGAGGAGUUACCUUCUCUCUGGAACAGUCGAGUUGGAUUCUACGUCAGCACCUUCCAGAGUUUGGCGGGUUUCGAGGAGAAGUUUCACAAGGAAAUUAGUCGGUUGGAUCAGGAUUUGUAUGACGUCCUUGUGAACCUGGAGAAGUCAGACCCAAACAGAAAGACAGAUGGGCAGGACGACUCAUCAUCAGGAGCGAACAGGAGCAGCAAAGAUGCUUCUAACCACUCUCUCAGACCAGGAGGACCACCUCCGAUCCCCAAAUCUCCAUCGAAGUUAAGACCAGCAGUGCCUCCUCCGCCUAAGGUGACCCCGUCUAAGGAGUUAAAAACAGAGAACAUCAUCAACCUGUUUGACGCUGCAGCAGCUCCUGACAUCAGCGUCACCUCCCCCACAGAGUUUGACAGUCCUGCAGCAAGCAGCCUGCUGGACAUGGACCUGGACCCUUUCAGUACAGCAACCAAAGUCCCUGCAGUCACUCAGGCUGCAAACUGGGACUCUUGGCAUGAGGACAGUGGUGCCAGGGAAGAAACCCCCCAGAGGCACUAUGAUCCUGUUGCGGCUGCAGCAGAAGCCUGGGGGGACGAUGGUACUCAGCCUAUCCGCUACGACCCCAUAGCGGCUGCUACAGAGAGCUGGGGGGAUGGUGGAACCCCACCAGCUCACUACGACUCUGUAACUGCAGACCAGGAGGAGUGGGGGGAUGAUGGGAGCCACCUGGCUCAUCAUGAGCCAGAUGCUGAACCCCAAGAGGGCUGUGAUGAUGAUACAGAGCAUGCAGGCCAAGAGGAGCCUCCUGCUGAUGAAACACCUGAUGAUGAGGCUCCAGCUGAUUCAACUGAGGAGGAAACCACCACCCCAACUGCUUCUGAGUCGGAUAAUAAAGAGGGUCAGGGAGAUUCUCCAUCAGCUGCAGAACCACCACCACCAGCAGCAGCAGCAGAAGAAGAAGAAGAGGAAGCAGCAGCAGCAGUGACAGAGGAGACACCUGAACCUGCACCUGCAGCAGAAGCACCAGCAGCAGCAGAAGCAGAAGCAGAAGCAGCAGCAGAAGAAGAAACAAAAACUGAUGAAAUGCCUCCCAGCUUUUUGUUUAAAGUCCAAGUGAUGCAUGACUAUGCCGCCAACGACACGGAUGAACUGGAAAUGAAGGCCGGCGACGUGGUGCUUGUGAUCACCUUUGAGAACCCUGAUGAACAGGAUGACGGCUGGCUGAUGGGAAUCCAGCAGAACGACUGGCAGCAAAACAAAGAGAACGCCACUAAAGGAGUAUUUCCUGAAAACUUCACUCAGAGGCUGUGAAAGAGAAGAAAAUCUUCCUUUUCUUUUGUUUUUCUCUCUCUCGCCUGUAUCACCUCCCCCUUCCUCUACCCCGAUGCUGUAUCUUUACGAGGACUUUGGCCAUAUAAGCAGAGCUGUCACAGCCCUGAGUGAAAUCAUGCAUUUCUGAGGUCUGCCACACUGUGGAUCUUGACAUUUUUUAUGUGUUGUCUUCUAACAUUUCUUAAUGACAGAUGUAGCCAUUUCACAGGUGUGUUGCUUCAUAGUUGAUUCGUUGACGGCUCUGGUCAUGAAGAGUAUGACGUGCAGAGAGUUUACCUAUGCAAUGGCUACAGCUCAAAUCACCCUCUGCUGGUCUCUUUGUCAGGCUUCAUCAUCAACAAUGAGAUUUGUUGAACUAUUUUUGUUGAAGAGCAGCAUAAAAAAAACUUAAAUUGAUGCUAACGUCUUCACACACAGACAGUCGCAGUAGAAUAACAAAAAAGUACAUUUUCUUUCAAUGACGCCAGAUUUUUUUUAUUGUUUCAGGAUUCAAAAUGCUUGUGCAUUUUGAUGUAGGCUUUGCUAAACAGUUAACAGCUUGGCGUAUGUGGUGCAUUUCAUGACCUUGUAGGGACCAACUAACUUUCUAUCAAGUCCUGAAACAUAAAAUCAAUUAAGUGAAAUAAAGUGCACUGAUUGUUUUUAACCUUAAGAGUAAAACUAUUAAGCAAAAACAUUCAUUCAGCUGAGUAAAGCACUGAAAAUGUACAACCAUGCCCUCAUCUGCAACCUCAUAUUGAAAUAGCAAAAAAAAAAAAAAGCAUUCUUUUACUAAACUAAAAAUAUGCACUCCAGCUUUUUGUCUGAUUAGUGCUGGAGUUUGUAGAUUAGUGACCCCACACCUCACACACUGCCUUCAGGACACAUGAGCCCACCCGUCACUCCUCCUCCAACAGUUUACUCGUGAGAAAUGGGUCUUUGGUUGUUGUUUUAGUGUCAAUUCUGUAGUGGCACACGUCGUAUGAUCCUCGAAAGGGCAGUUAACUGGGCGACUAAAUCAAAAUCCGUCAAGAGUAUAAAAAAGCAACGACAAAUAUUAGAAGAUAUUUACUGAGUUGUUUCUAUGUUAGUCCCUGAGUAGUUUGGAGUUGUGUUGGAUUGUCGUUUCUCCCUCAGGCUCGCUGUAAAGCUAGCCAGCAUCACCGGGAAGCUGCUGCUGCUGUUGUGUAAUAACUAACACCCUAACAAUAAUCAAAUACAUAACAACUGAGCCAGCCGCGUUCAUAUUAAACAAAAUGUGCCGAAAACAGUUGGACUCAAAUGUUUAACAAUAUGCAUCAGAGCAACUACUUUUAUUUUUGUAUGCUGCCGAGCAAUGAUUACAGCCUAAUGUAACCAUGCCGACAUAAUUGCCAACCGAGGAUGUUAUGGAGUAUUUUGUACCUCUGUAAGGUUUAUUGCUCUCAGUGUAGUUGCAAAUAUUAACCCGGUUGUUCAUUCAGACGUGAACUCUGAAGAAGUUCACGACGCUCCUUAUGUUAUUAAUGUUUAAUAAGCGUGAGAGAAACUCUGUGUGUGUGUGUGUGUGUGUGUGUGUGUGUGGUUUUAUGAGUUGUUUGAGGAAACACAAAUCUUUAUCUGUGGGCUGUCGUUGCUGGAUGGUGCCGCCGCCGGUUGGGAGUAGUGGGCGCGGUGGUCUGAAUAACUUGAACAUACAGAGAUAUUUAUUUCCACUGGCUGGUAUUAUGGUUGCAGGUGUUAUAGUGUAUUUGUUGUGUAUACGUGUAAUUUUUCCAAGCUGUGAUGACAGAUACAUAUUCUAUACGACAUCCAUAUCUGUAUGUGAGUUUCUGUGAGCAUGCUGACUUUCCCGCGUGUCGUCGUGUGGACAGCCUGAGAUUUCAGACGGUGAUACUUGGUUCAGAUUUGAGGCAGUUGCAAAAAAAGAAGUGUUUAUUUUUUAUUACUUUUUUAACGCUACUUUUGGUAAGAGGGAAGGUAUGGGCAUUGUGUUAUUUAUUUAAAUAUUUUUUUUUUCUAAAUUUAUCUUUAUUAUAAUUAUUGGUUUUCCAUCUGCCGUGCCUCUAAAUGUUGCUAGGUAUCGUGGUCCGAGCAGAGUUGUUUAAAGGGAGGCAGGACUCAUAGAGAUUAUAUUAAUGCAACCAGACUCAGGUGCACUGAAUUUUUUUAAUGGUUUUCAGUGUUUUAGCCACUGUGGGUAUGCAUUUAUUUGUUUAUUUAUGCUUAAAAGGGAAGAUAAGGAGAAUGAACCCCUGCACAUUUUGUUAAGUCAAUCAUUAACAUAUUUUAUUUUCAGGUUUUGUGUAUAUAUCGGAGUGUUUUACCUGUGUCUGGUUCAUAUAUAUCCUGCUUUAUGGAUCAGUCUCCUAAUGGUGAGAUAUGAGAUAAGACAAACCCCCAACAAUAAUAAAGAUUAAAGAGAACCAACUUUU